CUUUGCUAGAAACUCCCCCUUUCACACCAGAGCACAGCACAGCACCAGCCGGGGUGGAUCUGAAUGCCACUGUGAUGUGGGGCUUUCAGGUGGCCAAAGAAAGGAAGGAGGAUUGACCAGGUACGUGACCUGAGAGAAAUGGGGCAUCCUGCCAUGGCAACCACUUGGGGCCAGGUGCUGCACAAAAUGUAUAGGUUAUGAACUUCUCACACCAUAGAGGAAGCAGGGAGGCCAGGCAGACAGAUAAAUGUCCAGGAGGCAGCUCAGGGUUGACUGAGUUUGUGUCCCUGGGGAGGUCCCAAGUGGCCAGCCCAGGAGGAGUUUGGACACAGGAAAGAUUUCCCUGGUUCCUCUCUGUUCUGAUUGCUUGAGAUUUGUUUUUGAGAACCUGGCCCUGACCUCUAGAGACCCUAACCUAGUGCCUUCACUCCUCACCCCACCCUCUCUGCCCUUAGGUUCUGAUCUCCAAACCUCCAAGGUCCCAGUGACUGACCAGAUGCAACGUGACCUUACCAAUCUUCAGGAAACUCUCCUUCCAAUCGACGAAAUGAUAGAACCCUCUGAAGACUCAUUUGAGACGAUGAUGGAGCGUAAGAAUCCAUCAUCAAAACAAAUGGAGUCCUCUGAGGGCUCAUCCAACACCACUGUGGAGACGGAGGGCAAUGCAGUGCAGGAGAAGGCGGGACCAGCCAAGGGCGGAGCCCAGGAAAGCAAGGAGCCCCCCAGUGGCUCUUGCCAGGAAAUAGAAGAGCUGCCUACUGAUCUACUCCAAGACAUGGAGGAGCCAUCCAGUGGCCCACAUAGGGAAAUAGAGGAUCCACCCAAUGACCUACUCCAAGACAUGGAGGAGUCAUGCAAUGGUUCUCACCAGGCAAUGGAGGAUCCACUCAAUGAUGUAUCUGAUGGGACGGAAGAAACAACGGUAAACCCAUUAGGAUCCCAGGAAGAUCAAGACGACAUGACUAACCUGGCAUCGGAAGGGUCAAGCCUUGAAGAGGAGACCCAGAGCGAAGGUCCUUCUGAAGACAUCAGGACCACAAUGUGGUCCAUCAUCUCUCUGUACUUCCAGAUGCAAGACCUCAAUGAACAACAGAGAGUAGCAGAAGAGAUCUUGGUACAGGGGAUCAAUGAUGGCCAACUGCCCUCCCCAAAACCCUUCUCAGGUGACUGCAGAGAAUACUACGAGUUCAUUGUGCUCUGCCAACUGAUCUUGCAAAGCUACCGAACAACGUUCUGCAGUGACCGCCUUCAAGUGAAGUAUGUCAUUGACCACCUCUCUGGCUUUGCCCUGGAAUGGGCUGAAUCUCUGAUCCAGCAAAAUAGCCCCGGGUUGGAAAACUUCUCAGCCUUCCUGGAGGCCAUGUCAGAAGUGUUCGAGUACAAGUACACACGGCGUGUGGCAGAGGAGGCCAUGUUCAAUAUCAGGCAGGGGGAUCGCACUGCCACCAAGCAUAUCACUGAGUUCCAGCGUCUGAUACCCACCUUAGGCUGGCCAGAUGAAGUCCUGCAGGCCCACCUGUGCCUGGGGCUCUAUGAGGAAAUCAGGCAUUUUCUGUUCCGGAUUCCUCAGCCAGAUUCCCUGGAUAGCCUGAUUGUUCUCAUCCUGCAAAUAGAAGACAAGCUGGAAGAGAGAAGCGCGAUCUUCAGGCUGCCUCCUGAGGCCCGCCCAUGGAACCUGAGCUUGAUGGACUCACCUGCGGCAGAGAAGUGGACGGUGGGCAGCUGGCUGCCCUAUUCGUUCCACCCAGGCAUCAAUCGCACCCACGUCUUCCUGCUGCUUCUGGUGAGAGUGAGUCCCUACCACAGCAUCACGGUCCAAGCUCUGGUUGACUCGGGAUCAGAAGGCAACUUCAUGGAUGAGAGGUUUGCCCAAGAGCACUAUGUGGAGCUGUAUGAGAAGCCCUACCCAGAGGUGAUUCAAACUGUGGACGGCUCAUUGAUCGGCGAGGAACCUGUCUGGCUCUACACCGAACCCCUGGUGUGCAGGCAUCAGAAUCACCAGGAGUCCACCGAAUUCGACAUCAUACCUUCACCUAACUUCUCUGUGAUCUUGGGCAUCAACUGGCUCCGACUCCAUGCCCCUGACAUCAACUGGAUUCAAGGCCGCUGCACCUUCCACUCUCCCUACUGCCUGAAGAACUGCUUCAGCCCACCCCCACCAUGCAUCGCACUGGAACAACACAGUGUGAGCCUGCUCCCCGGACUGCCGCACCUGUAUUCAGACCUGGCCGACGUGUUUAACCCGAAGGAAGCAGAUGAUGAGACUUCCGACCAGCCAAGCUCAGACGGAUCCGAUGAUCUUUCUGAAUCAGAGCCCUCUGAGCUUCAGCAGGCUGGAGACAGUGAUCACAGCAAGAUCUUUUACGAGUGUCCCUCUACCGUGCCUUGGGAACCUGUGGGUGCCAGGAUGCAAGAAGCCAGGCAGCUGGAAGAAUACUGGGAUCUGCAUGACAUGCUGACUGACAGACAGGACUACAUACAGAUGAUUCCAGAACUGUUUGACCAGUUACAUGGAGCAACAUGGUUCACAAGACUGGAGCUGCGUGGGACCAUUGUGGAAGAAGGCGUGAACAGAAGCCGAACAGAAGACAGAUGGAAAGCAGCAUUUGGUUUAGAACUGCAAGACAUGAAGAGCUACCAGCCCUUUACUCUCUCUUCGUACCCUAUCAUACCCCAGAACGUGAUUCACUUCAUCCUGAAGGACAUGCUAGGCUUCUUUGUGCUCUCUUUUGGGCAGGAAGUCCUGAUCUACUCAAUGUGUCAGGAGGAGCACAUCCAGCACGUCCGCCAGGUGCUGGUCUGCUUCAGGCACCACUGAGUCUACUGCUCCCUGACCAAGAGCCAGCUCCACCGACAGAGCGGUGAGAUCCUGGGCUUCCUCGUGACCCCCAAAGGGGUGAAGAUAAACAAGGCAGUCAUAGAUGUCAUCAUGGAUUACUGUAACCCUAGAUCCAGAAAGGAGCUCCAGAACAUGAUUGAGUCCAUGUUCCCCUACCGCCACUUUGUGGAGCACUUUGCCAUCAUCGCAGAGCCACUGGUGCAGCUGCUGCUGAGCUUUGAGCCCUUCCACUGGGGAGAUGAGGAGCAAGAGGCCUUGGAAUGCCUGAAGAGGGCAUUUCGCAGGGUGCCCCUUCUCUACCACCCCAAGCCCCAGAACCCAUUCUACUUGGAGAUGGGCAUCUCAACCUCUGCUCUGCACACCUCCCUGAUCCAAAUCGAUGAGGACACCGGCAAGACAGUCCCCUGCUCUUUCUACUCCCGAAGCCUCUCCCCUCUGGAGAUCGACUACCCCACAGUGGAGAUGAAAGUCCUUCCAAUCCGGGCUUCCUUCAUGGUGUGGUGCCGCUACCUGGAGAACACCGAGGAGCCCAUCAUGAUCCUUCUCAACACAGAGGAUCUAGCCUCUCUGAAUAAUGACAGGCUCACCGUACUUCUCCCCGGGCAUUGGGUCUUUUUCUUCUCUCACUUCAACUUUGACAUCGUGGAGUUGCCAGUCCUGGACAGCAGCUGGCCCCCGCCAGCCUGGAGAAGCUGCAAUCAGAGAGCCCUCAGGAACAGGGUCGCUCGGCCAAUCCUUUUCUUAGCCACGAGGGGUUGCCUCCCGGAUGAGACAAGCGACUCUGAAUCCGAGGAGAGUGACCACCUGUCUGAGCAGGACGGGCUGAAUGAGCCGAGCCUACGGCAGGAGCUUCCGGCCCUCAUACCCACUGAUCACAUCUUCAACAGCUUCUUGGCCAACUUCAGCAUGGCCCAGAUCUGGUCAGUUGUGCUGUACUUCUUCCGGGGCAUCUUGCACUGGAAGAGCCUCCUGGCACCCGCAUCCCUUCUGGUGAUGCUGGAGAUGAGGCAGCAGCCCGAGCUGCUGCCCACCCUUCCCAUGCAGGUGGUCUGGCCCCAGCCGCGGCACUCCCGGCGCCUCAUUCUGGACUCCCUCUCCCUCACCGUGAGCAACAGCAUGGCCACAGCCAUCACCCAGCUGUUCAGCCAGUUGCCACCCUUUGUGGGCGCCAACCCUAUCCCACCCCAAGAGCUGGCCGACCUCUUCCUGGGCCCCCAGCGCUGGCAGCAGAAUGCCCUGAAUGCCCUGCCCCCUUGGGGCCUGCGCUUCACUCCUGGCUUCUGGCUAAUGCUCUGUGAGUUCUUUGGUGUCAGGGUCAGGCACGCAGAGCGUGGCCCCCCUGCUCUGCGCCACCCCCGCUACUUGGAGCUGCACGUCGUUGGAGAUGAGGAUGUCGUCUUGCGAGAAGCCCUGCAAGACGACCUGCAACGUUACCGUCAGUGUGGCCUGCAUGACGGCCUGCAAGACACCUCGCAGGACGCGCAGGACAACGACGUGCAGGAACACUGUGCCUCUCCCAGGCCCCACUCCCCCCCAUGCAACCUGAUGGAGCCCGAUGUCCUUGACAUCCUCAACAGCUGCCUGCUCUAUGUGUCCGGACUGGAUGGCCGGCUUAGCCUGCUCAGCAGGGAGCAGGUGGCCCAGGCCCUGACCGAGUUCCUCACUACCAUCUACACUCACUUGGCACGUGCCCCUCCCGCUGCUGGGGACCAGCCCCGGGGAGAAAUGAGCCGGAAGAGCUCCCCGACCUCCAAGAUGACGACCUUGACUGAAGAUACCUCCUCCCCAGCCAGGAGGCCUCUCCUUCCUUCUCUGACCCAGCACCUGCCAACCUCUCCGCCACCUCCCCGUGCCUCAGCCAGCUUCUCGCAGACCCAGUGGCCCCUCCUGCCAGUCCUGACCCAAGGGGAACCCACUUGUGAAGGGCAAAACUUCUUCAAUUCAUCAAACAGCAUCAUCUGUGCUAAAGGGCUAUCCAACCCUCAGAGACCCAGAGCUAGCUCAAGGCUACAACACAACCCCAUCUUAAUUUUCCAGGUCCCAGGCCCUGAACUGGGAGUGAAUCAGAGAGAGGAGAGUGCAGGGAUGAGCAGAGAUGACCCCAUGACCCAUGGCCAGAUGCAGCAGCAGCAGCAACACAGCAGGUGCAGCCAAGCAAGCAGAUGCUGGGACCCCAACCCCCGUGCAUCCUGGGACACUGACCUUGGGCACUCCAUGGACUUCUUCGACCUCCGCCUCGCAUGGACACUGGACACUGUGCAGCCUCGAGCUGCCAUUGAGGGAGGGGACCCGGGAGACUGCGGAGGCGCCAGACGCCCAGCAUCCGGCCGCGGACACCCAGCCAGCUUCGACAGUGCCCCGCGGCCCAGGAGAGUCCGGAGCUACCCCUGGGCGGACCACUGGUCACCUCCGCCUCAGGCACCCCUCAUCAUGACCCAAAGGCUGCUGGGCACACACCGGGUGAUUUCUGGAACCCACAGCGCCACCACUCACCUGCACCCGGGCUACUGCUCCUCCGGCCUGCGCACCAGGCCUCCGGCAGACGGGUGCAUGAGGGGACCCUGA
Heterocephalus glaber (naked mole-rat) is the source of this 5404-nucleotide messenger RNA. RefSeq names its product retrotransposon Gag like 1 (gene Rtl1). Lineage: Eukaryota; Metazoa; Chordata; Mammalia; Rodentia; Bathyergidae. The record is from RefSeq and is a predicted model, not a curated record.